Molecule: messenger RNA, 6794 nt
Organism: Homo sapiens (human)
Lineage: Eukaryota; Metazoa; Chordata; Mammalia; Primates; Hominidae
Product: serine/arginine repetitive matrix protein 1
Exons: 1
Coding region: 734-1612 (292 amino acids)
Source: RefSeq, a predicted model, not a curated record
AUGUUCUCUAUUUUAAAAGGUAAGAAUGAGAUCACUUAGCUAAUUCACCAAUCAAGAGUAGUUCAGUGGAUUACUUUCAUCCUUAUACUAUUAUCAAGUUGAGCAGGGCUGAUCCUUAUCAACUUUUCUGGCUUCAAAGCUAGGAAUCAGUGUAAAAGGGCUAAAAAAUCUUUUACUCAACAGAUGGGAUCCACUUAAGUGGUCUGUCCAUACUUUUAACCCACUGUUCUUUUGAAGUGAACACCAUCAUACAGUGGGCAAACUUCUGCUUAUUCAACACUUUAAAAAUACCUUUAAAAUGAGAAAUCUCCAAAAAACAAGCCGUGGUUUCUUAUAAGUGUUUUUCACAGAUGUACUAAAGUAAGCGUUUCCUUUCACACUCUUUGCGCCUAACCGUCUACAUGAUAGGGCCAAACCCAGGUUAAAUAUUUUUUUCCAGCUACCACUCUGGACACACCAACUAAUUAUGCACACCUCACAAAACCACCUUUCAAAAUGCAGAGAGAAUUAACAGCAAGGAAGUAAAGAUUUUUCUAAAUAUAGUCCCAUCAUAUUUAUUUCACACUCAUCAAGUAGGUCACUGGAGGUAGCUGGCAGCUAGGGACACUCAGAUGCAUCUCUCAAAGCCAAGGCUGAGACCAAGGGGUCACUGACAGCUGCGCCAUCUACCUGUUGCAGCUGGGCCACUGCUCUGGACAACUGUCAGAUCAGCUUCUUCGUCCUACAAAUACUAAUGACUGGAUUUUUAAAAUCGUUGUUUGCCACCCUUUCUUCCCGCCCCCCAACCCCAUCGGGCCGCUCGGGCAGGGCCAAGGGCGCCGCGGGACUCACGAGCUCCCCUCCGCGCUGGCUGCAGCGGCGAUGCCGGGCAUGCCUGGCCGGGCCCGGCCGGGGGCGGCCUCGCUGCCGGGGCAGGGACCUCGCAGGCCGGCGCGCAGAGGCGAGGAACCCUCCCGGCGCCAUCGACUCACCUACCCGCGGAGAGGCGACGGCGCGCGCCGCUCACCAGCCCGGGCCCCAGAUCCAAGGAGGAGGGGCAGCGGCGCGGGGACCCUGUGGUGGGUGUCGUAAGGAGGAAAACGUGUUACCUAAGCCGGGGAUGAGGACAGAGCAGGAGGCAGCAGCCUUUCCCUCGAGAAACGGAAGCGGCGGGGAGCAGGAGGAGGAGGAGGCGCGGCCCGGGCGCGAGGUUAGGCGAGGGGCGCUGGGCGUGCGGCCGCAGGCGCGGCCAGAGGACGAGGGUUGGGGAGGACGGCGGAGGUCACGCGAGCGAAGGCGAAGCCCCGGCGACGCACGGCCCCGCUUGGCUCGGCACCGGAUCCGAGCUUGGCCUCAGCCAGGCCGCCGCCCCCGGCUUUCCCGCGGGACCGCGGCGUGGAAACGCGCGCUGCCGCCUCGGGGCUCCCGGGACGCGCGGGCCCCCCACGCCUGCCCGAGCCGGGCGUCCGCGACGUCACAAGUGGAGCGCGAUGAUUCAGAGGGAGGGCCAGGAAGGGAAGGGCUCUGGGGUCAGCUUGGCCACGGCUGCUGUUUCCUUGUCGCCGCCCACGAAUUCACUUUUAAAUCUUCCUCCUCCAUUCAUCUGUACUCUCAUAGGGGACUGCGGGUUUGACAGAUGGGUUGGCAGCUGUGAAGAUGGACUUCCUGCCAGUGGUAUCCGGGUCCCACUGUUCUAAUGGAAAUGUCAGGUGUACUGGAUGUUCCUCAAGACACAGCAGUGUCUCUGGGCCUUGCCUCUUAAGGAGUGGGCCUCGGGCCACCUGGACAGGAAGCGCAUCAAGGGUGGGGAACUUAUCUCUCUCCAGCCUUUGGUGCUGUGAUACUCAGUGUACCUUAAGGAUGGUUUGGGUUGAACCUAGGUAGGAAUGGGUGUUGGUGGGCGGGGUGGGGGUGGGGGGAAUAGAAACCUUAAAAGGGCAACACAAAGUUUUGAAUAGAAGAGGCCAAGCAGCCUCGCCCAGAAGCUGAUGUUUGUGAAUGUACUGGGCCUUCUAAAGCGGCGCUUCACACACCUUUUCACUUCUUGGCACAGGUAGGAAAGGAUGAUAUUACAAGGGUCAAAAUGGGGGUAAACAGAAGAGGCUGCUCCUGCAGAAGGCUUCCUGCAGAAGCCCUUGCACUUGGAGGGCUGGGAAGACCCAUGCUGUAUCUGCAUCCCUGUCAUUCGUUUCACGGCAUCCAGUUGGGAAGCUCUGCUUAAAGCUUUGUCUGGCACGUUUUCUUAGCUACAUUUUUCCACUCCAGCUGAGACUGCCUCACUGAGUUGUCAACACUUGGUCUUCUUCAGCAGUGAGGAACCAACAAGACAGGAGGCUGGGUCAAUACUCAACUUGGCAAACUCCAGGAAAUGGUGCUUAAAACGUUUGGCUUCUUGAAUGGAAUUCAUGGUACUGCUCCCAGCCUGCACCUGGGUUCUCCAACUUGAGACAAUUUCUCCCCGCAUCCCCCCACCCUUCCCUGGCUUUCACUCACUAGCAAGUGGGCUGCUUCUACUUUCUUUCUCACAUUCAUUUCUUAGGUCCAUUCUCAGAGCGGUUAGGAUUACUGUUUAAUUAGCCUCAUAAUCAUAUCUAUGAUGGCAAAAUCAAGAAACAAUUUAAACAUGAUUCUUAAAAGUAAGGAGAUAAAUACCAGAGACAUAGAAGGUGAAAGAAUUUGCCUCUAGGAAGCAGGAAUUUAAAUUUGGGGAAGACAGGGUGGAGCAAGGGAUAUAAAUCUAGUCCAUUUUUCUUUUCUUUUCUUUUCUUUUUUUUUUAUUUUUAAGAUAGAGUCUCACUCUGUCGCCCAGGCUGGAGUGCAGUGGCAUGAUCUUGGCUCACUGCAACCUCUGCCUCCUUCGUUCAAGCGAUUCUCCCACCUCAGCCUCCCUAGUAACUGGGAUUACAAGUGACUGCCACUAUGCCCAGCUAAUUUUGUAUUUUUAGUAGAGACGAGGUUUCACCAUGUUGGCCAGGCUGGUCUCGAACUCCUGACCUCAGGGGAUCCGCCCAGCUCAGCCUCCCAAAGUGCUAGGAUUCCAGGCGUGAGCCACUGCACCUGGCGGAAUCUAGUCCAUUUUCCACUUUGCUACCACACAUCUGCAGGGUUUCUUGCUUGCUUAAAAGCUUUCAUUGGCUCCCAAUCUCUGAUAAUAUCAAGAGCAAGUUCCUGAACAACUCAUUCAAGACCCAUCACCCCUCGCAUCUGUCAACUCUGCCCCUUGAAUAUUACACCUCAUUUUACUACACCACAUCUAGUUCCCUGAAUAUGCAAACAGAUUUCAUACAUUUGCACCUUUAUACAUGUUAUUGCUUUUGCCUGGGAGAGUAUUCUCUUGCUGCUAUAAUAAUAGCUAAUGACACUGUGCUAAGUACUUUCUGUGAUUUAUAACUGUUAAUUCUUACAUCAACCCUAUGGUAAAUGUUACUGUUAUCUCCAUUUUAUAAACAAGAAAACUAAGACUUAAAGAGUUUAAGUGAUUUGCAGAAAUAUGUAGUAUUUGGUGAGGCUAAAUUUGAACCCAGCAAUCUGACUCCAGGACUAACAUAAUAUUACCUAUUCAUCCUUCUAAAAUGUUUCCCAGACACUAAAUUUGAACAGGAUUAAAAGAUUUAAAUGUUUUUAAGUCUUAAAAGGGCAAGGAGAAAAUACAAGUGAAUUGCUUUUAAUCUCAAACUAAGCAUGAAACAACGGCUGAAAUUACAAAGGAAAAGUGACAGAUCUGACUGUUGAACUUUUAACUUCUUUUAUCCAAAAAAAAACCCCAUAGAAUAAAAUUUAAAAACAAGUAAAAAUUACAAAAAAUUUGCAAUAUACAUGACAGAUAAGCAUAACAUUAAAGAGAACUUAGAAAGAAAAAAUAGCCUACUAAAAAUGAGCAAAAUGCAAAUUCGUCAUCAUGAGAGAAAAAUGUAAAUGGCCAAACAUUUUUAAGAGAAGUAAAAACUUAAAACGAUAAUGCACCAUCAAAUUGAGAAUAAAAUAAUACUCAGAGCUAGUAAUUUGGGCCAGUGACCCUUGGAGUAGGAUGUAUAGCAACUAAAGAAACUCAUACAUUACUGAGAAGGGUGUAAAUUGGCUCAACGAUUCUGGAGAGCAAUUUGACAGAAUGUAGUGAAAGCGUCAAAAAUGUUCACACACUUUGACUUAAAAAUUACAUUCCUGGAAAUUUAUAAUACAAACAUUUUCUAUAAAAGGUCAGAUGGCAAAUACUUUGGGCUUUGAAGGCCACAUAUGUCUCUGUGGCUUUUCUUUUGUGUGUGUGUUUAAAAAAAAAAAAAACUGCCCCCCCUCCCCCCACCCUUGUUAGGCCAUUCUUGCAUUACUAUAAAGAAAUACCUGAGGCUGGUUAAUUUAUAUGAAAAGAGGUUUAACUGGCUCAUGGUUCUGCAGGCUGUACAGGAAGCAUAAUGCCAUCUGCUUCUGGGGGGGCCUCAGGAAGCUUCCAAUCAUGCUGGAAGGUGAUGGGGAGCAGAUGUCUCACAUGGUGAGAACGGGAGCAAGAAGGAGUUGGGGGGGAGGAGCCACAUAAACAAUGAGAUCCCUGUGAGCUCAGAGUGAGAGCACACUUAUCACCAAGGAGAUGGCCCAAGCUAUUCAUGAGGGAUCCGCCCCUAUGAUCCAAACACCUCCCACCAGGCUCCACCUCCAACACUGGAGAUUAUAUCUCAACAUGAAAUUUGAAUGGGACAUCCAAACUGUAUCACCCCCAAAAUGUAAAGUCUCAUCACAGUACAUUUGGUAAUGGCCAAAAGAGAAACCAAACUAAAUGUCCGAGAAUAAAAAUUAGUUACAACUAGAUACACGGAGGCAAGUUUUUAAAAAGUGUUAAAAUUUUAAAAUGUUGCAGAAUGGUAUCUAUUGGAUAAAAUAGUAUUUAUGAUUUAUUAAGUGGAAAAUACAGUUUACAAAAUAAUAUGGUGUGAUCCCGAAAACAACAUAAUCAUGUGUGUAUAAAUGCAUAGAAAAAAAUCUGGAAAGAUAUAAACAGAUAUUUAUAGUGGUCUAGGGCAGGGGAUGGAAUUGUAGAUAUUUGCUUUUUGUUUUAUGUAUAUGUUUCCCAUAAUGAAAUGUAUUGUUUAUAUAAUUAAAAAAUAUACGAAACUUUGCUUGGGGGACAACAAAGCACCUCAUUUGUUAAUUUGGGAAAAUCUUUUAUUACAAUCUCUGUAAGGAGUUGGUUGCUCUCUCUUCUGUACUCCCUGAUUACAUAAUGCUCUUCUGAGCACUUUUAUUUAAUAGCAGAAUGGUUGAUAUCAUUAUUUAGUUAAGGUUUCCUCUAUUAUCGAACAUCUGAGUUCCCAGUACACUAGUCUCCCCUUAUCUGUGGUUUUGCUUCCAAGGUUUCAGUUAUGAUCAACCAAGAUCUGAAAAUAUUAAAUGAAAAAUUCCAGAAAUAAAACAAUUCAUAAGUUUUACAUUGUGCACCAUCCUGCUGUAUCCUGUCCAGGCCAUGGGUCAUCCCUCUUGUUCAGUGUGUCCACACUGUAGAUGCUCCCCUGUCUGUUAGUCACUUUGUAGUUGGCUUGGUUGUCAGACCUACUGUCAAGGUAUUGCAGUACUUAUGUCCAAGUAACACUUAUUUAACUUAAUAAUGGCCCCUAAACACAAGAGUAGUAAUGUUGGCAAUUUGGGUAUGCCAAAGAAAAGUCAUAAAGUGCUUCUUUUAAGUGAAAACCCAAAAGUUUUUGAAUUAGUAAGGAAAGAAAAAAAUCCAUAUGCUGAGGUCGCUAAGAUCUAUGAUAAGAAUGAAUCUUCUACCUGUGAAAUUGUGAAGGAAAAAGAAAUUCACGUUAGUUUUGCUGUUGUACCUCAAACUGCAAAAGUUAUGGCCACAGUGUAUAACUUUUAUUAAAAUAUAUUUGUAUAACUGUUCUUAUUUUACUUUUCUGUUUUAUUUUUAGAGACAGGGCUUCAUUCUGUCACCCAGGCUGGAGUGCAAAGGUGCAAUCAUAGCUCACUGCAGCCUCAAACUCUUUGGCUCAAGUGAUCUUCCUGCCUCAGCCUCCCAAGUAGCUGGGACUGCAGGUGUGCAUCACUACGCCCAGCUAAUUUUUUAAUUUUUUGUGCAGAUGGAGUCUGACUCUGUUGCCCAGGAACUCCUGGCCUCAAGUAAUCCUCCCGCCUCGGUUUUCCAAAGAGCUGGGAUUACAGGCAUGAGCCACUGUGCCUGGCUAUUCUAUUUUAUUAGCAGUAAUUGUUGUUAAUCUCUUAUUGUGCCUUAUUUAUAUUAAUAACUUAAUCAUAGAUAGAUAUGUAUAGGAAAAAACAUUGUAUAUAAAGGGUUCAGUACUAUCUGCAGUUUCAGAUAUCCAUGAGGGGUCUUGAAACGUAUCCCCCACAGGUAAGGGGGGACUUGUAUUUCUCUGUUAUAAAUAUGCUGGUUAUUCUCCACUUGUUGUGUUUUAGUGCCAUCUUCUGCUCUUCUCUGCUAGACUCUGUGCCUCAGAAGGUGGAAUUUUUCAUAAACUAUUCCAGCUGGGGUCUCAUGCCAGUUGGUUUUGACCAAUGGGUAACACCAUCAGUAGAUUGGAGGAUGGAAAAGGAAAAAAGGUUAGGAUAUGUUUCACCACCUCUUUUCCUGCUUCUGGCUGGGUUCUGAUGGUGGCUUUGUCCCUUGAAGGCUCCUCCUGCAAGGCAGCCCUGCUCCACUGUGCCAGCCUUCACUGGGCUCUACUAACGUGAUUCCCUCCCCUUAUUUCUUCAGGCCUAGCUGUGCUAACUCCUAGGUACCUCCAUGUUUCUUGUUUCCUUUCAUCCAACCCUAACCCUAACUUCUAUAAAUAGUUCCCGCAAUAAAGUCUCUUCAGCUGAAA